UUCCUCCCUUUCUCUCUUUCUUCCUCUUUUCCCUCCCUCCCUUGCCUCGUAAGUUUCCUGCACCGUAAAUCCAACUGUGCCAAGCCCAGGCUCCCGCAGAACCAAUCCUAAGCGCGACACAGGCACGGGACGCCAACUCUGCCGAGUCUGGACGAGACAGCCGGAACGGUCCACGCAGGAGCAUGGAGACGAAGCGCCAAGGAGGGCACGUCCGGGGCGCCGGAGACGCCAGGCCCGAGUAGCUCCUCCAUGGAGCCUGCCCAGAGCGAUUCCUGCUCGCCUGCUUCGCCCCCUGUCUAUAGCGGCUGCUGAGAGAGUACCUUGCUCUGUAAAGUGGAUGUCAGGUGGAUCUAUGGUUUUGAAGGAACAAAGACUCAGCAAAGGCACCGCCGAGGAAGUUUGAGACGCGGGAGGAUGCAGGCUGCGUGCUGGUACGUGCUUCUCCUCCUGCAGCCCACCGUCUACUUGGUCACAUGUGCCAAUUUAACAAAUGGUGGAAAGUCAGAACUUCUAAAAUCAGGAACCAGCAAAUCCACACUAAAGCACAUAUGGACAGAAAGCAGCAAAGACUUGUCUAUCAGCCGACUCCUGUCACAGACUUUUCGUGGCAAAGAAAAUGAUACAGAUUUGGACCUGCGAUAUGACACUCCAGAACCUUAUUCUGAGCAAGACCUCUGGGACUGGCUGAGGAACUCCACAGACCUUCAAGAGCCUCGGCCCAGGGCCAAGAGAAGGCCCAUUGUUAAGACGGGCAAGUUUAAGAAAAUGUUUGGAUGGGGUGAUUUUCAUUCCAACAUCAAAACAGUGAAGCUAAACCUGUUGAUAACUGGGAAGAUUGUAGAUCAUGGCAAUGGGACAUUUAGUGUCUAUUUCAGGCAUAAUUCCACUGGUCAAGGGAAUGUAUCAGUCAGCUUGGUGCCCCCUACGAAAAUAGUGGAAUUUGACUUGGCACAACAAACUGUGAUUGAUGCCAAAGAUUCCAAGUCCUUUAACUGUCGCAUCGAAUAUGAAAAAGUUGACAAGGCUACCAAGAACACACUCUGCAACUAUGACCCUUCAAAAACCUGUUACCAGGAGCAGACCCAAAGUCAUGUGUCCUGGCUCUGCUCCAAGCCCUUUAAGGUGAUCUGUAUUUACAUUUCCUUUUAUAGUACCGAUUAUAAACUAGUACAGAAAGUGUGCCCUGACUACAACUACCACAGUGACACACCUUACUUUCCCUCAGGAUGA
Molecule: messenger RNA, 1230 nt
Organism: Orycteropus afer afer
Lineage: Eukaryota; Metazoa; Chordata; Mammalia; Tubulidentata; Orycteropodidae
Source: RefSeq, a predicted model, not a curated record